UUGUCUUCGUUCAGUACGGCUCUCUCUUAGUUCAUUAUCGUAGACAAGGCUAGGAUUCCCUUCGAAACAUGUCUUUCUCCGAUAUCAAGACGUACAGGAUGGACAACCUCGAGAAGUGGAAGAGCUUAGUCGCAGAGCCUAGUAAUUGUACUCGCAUUGUCAAUGUCCUGCGUCUCGGGGCACUCGGUUCAAGAAAUGCCUCUGGAGAUGUGCACAUGGACAUAUUCCCUGCACUCGAAGCUAUUCGUCUUCAAGCAGCGGAAGCAACCGGGGGGAACCAGUGGCAACGUCUCGUGCGAGGCGGCAUCGUAGAAACACUAUGUCAUGCUCUUCUCGACAUUCCAAGCUUCCAGGAUCCAUCAGUUUCUGCUCACGAGGAAAACACAGGUGUCCUGUCCUCAUGGUACCCUGCACUGAGGGUCUUGAGCGAGAGCAGCAUGAAUCUGAGUCAAUCUCUCAGUAGUGCCACCACUAAGUUAUUCAUUUCCACCGUCAAGAAGAAUUGGACAGCUAUCACAAUCCGCUUAUGGACCGACCCUCAACAAUCUCUCGACGGUAUUGAAUACAUGGAACGCACUAUGUUUGCCGCUUUGACUCGAAGCAUGCUUAAUGCAGAUCCCUCGUUUCUGAGCAUUAUCGACCGCGAAAACGACCUCACCAUCUCACUACUCGCGCGCUACUGGGUAUUGUCGACCGCCGAUAGCGACUUCAUCACCACAGUUGCAACGAUCAUGGACAUGAUAGACCCUUCACCCGAUACGUCAUUAGCCCUUUACAGACGGUCUCACCCAAAACCGCCAGCAGCUACCGCCCGUAUCCUCCAAUCGACGAAGAGCUCAGCAUCCUUGUUUUUCACGGGGGUGAGUAACCUAUACGGAUGGAUCAACAGGACGCAAUGUGGUUUCGCCGUCAGAGCUGUCUUCGCGAUUACUUCGAACGCCGCUGAAGCGAAACCGAAGCCUUCCCCGGCGUUCUUCAAACCGUUACUAUGUCAUAAGGUGUUUUGGAAGAGUAUGUUGGGGGUGCUCAAAGCCGUCGGAGACGAGGAGACGGCUGACGCUUCAUCCCAAGAAUCGUCGGAUCCCGAAAGUGCCAUGGCUUCAGCUGCCGACAAGGAAGUGCGCGACCUAGUGUUCAUGAACGUUUUCAGGCUACUCGGGUUGGUCUUGGAAACUGGCUGCGCACAUUUUCCCAAAGAGGCCUCCGACUUCGUAAAGCUGCUAGUCCGUGCAAAGCUUUUCGACGUACUGGACGAAGUUCUGCCUCAGAUAAAACAGAUGCCUAAGGUCGCUGCCUCGGUCGGCAAUCUGUUCAGCGAAUUCUCCGCUGCCCUAGAAAAAGACCCUUCUCUCCGCCCAGUGCUCCACUCCCAGUUCCCCCGUGUUCGAACCCUACGUACCCUCCUCGACAUCGCCCACGGACCUUUACCCAAUGGCCUGGCCGACCAUACUCCCACCUUCAUCAAUAGCCGGAAUAUGACUCGUCGAGACGCAGCCGCGACGGGGUGGAUGAUGAUGCACGCGCUGGAGAAGAAGGUGAAGCCGCAGAAAGAGUGCAGUCGGAGGGGAUGUAGUAAGCGGAGAGAAGCGAAGUGCAAGGACUGUGCAGAAGCAGGGUAUUGUGGUCCAGAGUGUCAAAAAUUAGAUUGGAUGGACCAUCGUCUGAUCUGUGGGUUCAAGGCCAUCAACACUCGUGAAGCUGGCGCCUUUGCCUACAUCACCUACCCCAAACGGUUUCUCGACGAUACAUCCGCUGGGGACUCCCACGACGGUGCUUCACAAUCCACAUCAACGCCCGAAAAGCCCCGCGAACUCGUAACCUCUCGAGACCUAUCCGACCACGUCAAGAAGAUGCGCCUCGAACACGAAGAACGCGCCAAGGAGCUACAAAGACUGGAAGAAGAGAGCCAAGCCCUCAUCGACGCCGGAAUGGCCAACACCUACGAGUGCGCAGAGGAAGCACGCAGAGCUGAAGAGGACCCGAACUGGACAGAGGAGCUUCAGCGGGAGAUGGAGAGGAAGCAGAGGGAGAGGAACGAUGAGUGGAUGGCGCGGUGUGCGAAACUUCAUGAGGAUAAGGCCGCGAUGGAGGCGUGGACGGAUGCGUUGAUCGCGCUGGCGCCGGAUGAUAGUAAUGGGAAGGACCCCAUGAAGUCGCUUUUGCAGCAGUUGGCAAACUCUCGCGUGGGCAGUUGA
Messenger RNA from Stereum hirsutum FP-91666 SS1, 2195 nucleotides. RefSeq lists its product as uncharacterized. The coding region runs from base 69 to 2195 and encodes 708 amino acids. The transcript is spliced from 7 exons. The record is from RefSeq and is a predicted model, not a curated record. NCBI's taxonomy places the organism in Eukaryota, Fungi, Basidiomycota, Agaricomycetes, Russulales, Stereaceae.